This is a messenger RNA of Glossina fuscipes, 1913 nucleotides long. RefSeq lists its product as uncharacterized. The record is from RefSeq and is a predicted model, not a curated record. Gene Ontology annotation, cellular component: nucleus; autophagosome. Gene Ontology annotation, biological process: autophagosome assembly; positive regulation of DNA-templated transcription. NCBI's taxonomy places the organism in Eukaryota, Metazoa, Arthropoda, Insecta, Diptera, Glossinidae. The coding region runs from base 549 to 1817 and encodes 422 amino acids. The transcript has 6 exons.
UAUAGCGAAAAAUCGAUAAAGUACAACAAAUUUAAAAAGAGGAAAGAGAACAAGAAACAGAAACUUCAAUUUCUCACCCUUAACGGUUGUUACGUGAAACGGAAGUGUGCAUCUACCUACACGUUCAUCUCUAUCUAUCUAUCUAUCUUUCCUUCUAUAUGUACAUAAUAUAAAUAUAUAUAUAUAAACUGAAUUAUACAGAAUUUUGUAUCAAGUGCGAGAAUUGAUAUUGUUUUGAGCAAAAGUGAUUUACACGUAAACGAUAAUACAAAAUAUUGAAGAACAUUAAAGACUGAAAGAAGCAUAACUGUGAAAAAGAGAAACCACUACAAACAAAUAAAUUUUGAUCUCAUUAAAGAAUAAAUAUAAAAACAAAAGAUAUUAAAAAAAAAAAAAUAAAUAAAUAAAUAAAAACAAUAAGUAUUAACCAGGGUUUCACUCUAAACCGCUUUGCGAAAGUGAUAUAAAGCGUCCAUUCAACGGUAAGGAGUAAAGCUAAAAGCUUAGCGUCGUCUAAGGUCUUGAAAAACGUUUGUAUCGCCCGUAUAAUGUUUAGUAGUCUUGCAACGUUUCUCUUUGGAUCGAAUACGUCUGCAACAACGUCUAGUGAUACGAAUCAAUUAGCGACUGCUAAUAAAAGUGUUGGCAACUUAAGGCAAACGAUUGACGAGUGUGCGAUUGGUUUAAGUGAUGCAGCUAAUACUAUAGAAGUGACAUCGUUGACACCUUCGGUUACGGGUGCCGUAGGUACGGCAAAUGCGAUUGUCAGUAAACGUGGCAGAAAUAAACGCAAUAAACAAACUAAUAAGCGCAAAGGUGAAAAUAAAAAUCCGAAAAUCGGUACGGCCACACCAAUUAUAACGAAACAGUUAACACCAAACGAUAGUUGCGACGAAGAUUUUGACGAAAACGAAUGGUUUAUUGUUGAGAAAGGAAGUGAGAACGAAAAAGCGGAUGAGACUUCGCUUCCUGGUAGCGAUUCCGAAGGAGAUAACUCUACGUCGAUUGAGGUUAUUAAGCCUAAGCCGUUGGCAACUUCAAACUCGUUGGUGCAGCAACGACGUGUUCAGCAUAUUAACUCCCAUUCCUUAUAUGGCGGACCACGUCCCCAGAAACAACGCAAUUAUUUGCAAAAAACACGCACGUCGAAUUGCCGCGCUAAUGGCUUAAGUGUCUCAACAUUAAGCUCUUCCCGUAAUGUUGGCGGUGGCUGUUAUGACCCCGCAUCUACAGCUGAUGGCUGCGUUAGCCGCUCGCUUUACGUGGUCGCCUCUCAGCCUGAGACGGCCAAUGCGGCAGCUAAUAGCGGCUAUGGUACUGAUAUGAAAAUGGACGAGUCUUGGUUUGUAACACCACCACCAUGUUUCACUUCUAUUGGUCCCAUUAACAUGGAGACGUCACCUUUUGAGAAUCUCUUAAUUGAGCAUCCAAGCAUGUCAGUUUAUCAUAGCAUUAGGUCGGCUGAAAAGCAUAUGGAAAGUUUUUUGAAACUUAACACCAAGGAUACGAAAGGCUCUCAAAAACGAGCAAGACAAACUCCAGAAGAAGCUCCAAGGGCCGUACAAUCGAGAGUGAAUACCUCGCGACUUGAUCGUCAAAGUGCUGCGCAAUUGAAACAAGAAUUUUUAGAGCGUCAAGUGCAAAAGAAUUACAAUAAGAAGGAACGCCGUGAAUUGUGUCGUGGUGCUAUUGAACGCUCCAAUAAGAUACGCGACUUUCAUGCCACCAAGCAUCCACAACGUCGCUCUGAUAGGCAGCAUUGCAAGAUCAUAAGCGGUGCUAACAAUAACCGCAAAAGCUGCUCCAGCAAAUAUUAAACUAAUAGCUAAUAAUUCGAAGCAAUCGACCGAAAUAAUUGGAAUGGGAACAAGAAAACAUUGUGAAUUAAAAAGAAAAAGAUACAAAAAAAAAAA